AGGAGGAGGAGGACCCUCGUGCGCGGCUGCUCCCGGCUGAGCCCGUCCUUCCUCUCCUCCUUCCUUCCUGCCGGGCUGGGAUGCUGCCGGCGCUGCCUCGCCUUCCCUCCUCCUCCUCCUCCUCCUCCUCCGGCUCCUCCGGGUGCUGCGGGGUCCGUGCUCGAGGGAGGGGUCGAUGGAGCAGGACUCGGUCCACGCGCGCCCCCACCCGCAGCCCCCCAACGCCUCCUCCCCGCACGCCCCCGCCUCCUCCUCGCCCCCCGGCUGCGGCUUGGGCUACGCGCCCCUCGUCUACUACAGCCUCCUCCUCUGCCUGGGGCUGCCAGCGAACAUUUUGACCGUCAUCAUCCUGUCGCAGUUGGUGGCGCGCAGGCAAAAGUCCUCCUACAAUUACCUCUUGGCCCUCGCCGCGGCCGACUUGCUGGUCCUCUUCUUCAUUGUCUUUGUGGACUUUCUGUUGGAAGACUUCAUCUUGAAGAAGCAAAUGCCGGAGAUCCUGGACAAAAUUAUUGAAGUCUUGGAAUUUUCCUCUAUUCACACGUCCAUUUGGAUUACGGUGCCGUUAACUAUUGACCGGUACAUAGCCGUCUGCCACCCGCUCAAGUACCACAUGGUUUCUUACCCGGCUCGCACUCGGAAAGUCAUUGUCAGUGUGUACGUCAUUUGUUUCCUGACCAGCAUCCCGUACUAUUGGUGGCCCAAUAUUUGGAAGGAAGACUACACAAGCACGGUGGUCCACCACAUCCUCAUCUGGAUCCACUGCUUCACGGUCUACUUGGUCCCUUGCUCCAUCUUCUUCGUCCUGAACUCCAUCAUCGUGUACAAGCUUCGCCGGAAGUGCAGUUUCCGGCUGAGAGGGUACUCCACGGGGAAAACCACCGCCAUCCUGUUUACAAUCACCUCCAUCUUUGCCGUCCUUUGGGCCCCGAGGAUCGUCAUGAUCCUGUACCACCUGUACGUCUCCCCGAUACACAACAGCUGGUCGGUCCACAUUGUCUCGGACGUGGCCAACAUGCUCGCCCUGUUGAACACGGCCAUCAACUUCUUCUUGUACUGUUUUAUUAGCAAGCGGUUCCGCACGAUGGCCGCCGCCACGCUCAAGGCCUUCUUCAAAUGCCAGAAGCAACCGGUUCAGUUCUACACAAACCAUAACUUUUCCAUCACCAGCAGCCCGUGGAUCUCCCCGGCCAACUCCCACUGUGUCAAAAUGCUCGUUUACCAAUACGAUAAGAACGGGAAGCCUAUAAAAAUAUCCCCCUGAUUGCCACGCAGGUGGUUCCCUCCCGGGGAAAAGAUGCGUUGAAGCUGUGACGUCACGGCCCGAGGGAUCGACUGCAAAGAGCAGCCGUUGGAUUUCACGUCUCCCUGCGAUUCGGAAGAUCGUCCGGGUAGAACUGGAGAGAAGCAAGGAGAAGGCAAAUCAGCUUCACCUCCUUUGAGCACAUGGAGUCGCCUUGGAACAAGAGCACCGCGAAAUGUUCUGGGUGAAAAACUAUUCCAGUGCGGACGUACGACUUUGAAUGAACUGAAGUUUGGUAAAAUACAGCCACACUAAAUAAUCUUAUCUAUCUAUACAUACCCUGUUUCCCCUAAAAUAAGACAUCCCCAGAAAAUAAGACCUAGUAGAGGUUUUGCUGAAAUGCUAAAUAUAAGGCCUCCCCCAAAAGUAAGACCUAGCAAAGUUUUUGUUUGGAAGCAUGACCGCCGAACAGAACACCCGAGCAUGCAGGAUUGGUAAAUGUACCUACCAUAGAGUGUUGUACAUGGAAAUAUUGGUAGUAACAAGAAAUUCUUGAUAGGAUCCACAGUUUUUCUAGUUAUGCUGGUUUAUGGUGACACAAAUAAGACACUGUCAUGAUACAAAUCAGACACUGUCAUUGUUAUGUUGCUGCUAUCAUAAUUUUAAAGAGCUAGUUUUAAAUUUUUUAACAAGUUUUAAUGUUUAUAUUGGAAAAAAGGUUGUACAUUACUGAUUAUAAAGGUUGUACAUUACUGAUGUCAUGGCCUAUGGCUAGUACAAUAAACCAUUCAUUCAUACUAUACAGUAUAUAAUAAAUAUUCAAUUUUUUUGUUCAACAAUAAAUGUGAAUUCUUCUUCAUGGAAAAAUAAGACAUCCCCUGAAAAUAAGACCUAGCGCAUCUUUGGGAGCAAAAAUUAAUAUAAGACACUGUCUUAUUUUCGGGGAAACACGGUAUCUAUUUAUCUACCUAUCCAUGGGUGAGGGUUGUUGCCUUACGUGCCCUGGAUCGCUUCGUUUCCUUUUCCGUCCUGUUGCGUUUUAUAUCCGGCGCGGAAUCCUACCGCGCAGAUUUUCUACAGACAGCGUAGUGUUUGCUCAACUUUGCGGGCUCUCUGGGACAGAAAUGGGAGUCCGCUUUCAGCCACAGCAUGCCAAGCAAUGCGGAAGCUCCUGCAGCCAGAUCCAAGAUUGUUACCCAAAAGGAGAAGAAUGUUAUCCUGAGAAGAACUCAUAAUAAUAAUAAUAAUAAUAAUAAUAAUAAUAAUAAUAAUAACUGCAAUCAACACAACACUUGGGCAUCUCUUUUGAAAUCGUGACCUUCAAAGGCUCCGUGCCCAGGCCUUGCAAGGUGCUUUGUUUCUCUGAAUUCCUUUGCAUUUUAAUGGAAUCUCUCAUUCCCACCGGAGCCGGAGGACAUUGUCAGACUUUCCCUGGCUAAGCUUUUGUUGGAUGUUUGCAUGUAUGGAGGGGAGUAAGACUAUGGGAAACGUGGGGUCUCUUUAUACCCAUGAAUCCCAGCAUUUCUUCAUCCGUCCUUGAAAUAUACGUGGAACGAGAGAUGCUUGUGGGAGUCACAUACAAUCAACCUCGUGUUUUUCCACCGUACUGUUUGGACAGAAUCCCAGGCAAAGGUGUCUUCAAAAGAAUCGUCUUCACAACCUAAGAGAAUUAUAUUACAGAUGUCACUGACACCGUGAGAUAUUCUGCAUUGAGCCCUGAUCAAAGGGAUGUUACCUGUUGGCUACAACUCCCAGAAUCCCCAGCCACCAUGGCCUAUGCCAACUGGGGGAUUCUGGCGGCUAUAAGUUACCAUUUUUGAGCUCUGGUUAGACCAGGCAUGGGCAAACUUGGGCUCUCCUGGUGUUUUGGACUCCAACUCCCACCAUUCCUCACAGCCUCAGGCCCCUUCCUUUUCCCCCUUAGCUGCUUAAGCGUGUGGUGUGGGAGGAGUUAUAGACAUGCGAUUGUACUGAGCAUGAUCAGACUCAGGACUCCAUUUUGUAGUCAGUCUGAUUUACACCUCAGUGGAGGUGGACGUAUGUUGGCAUCACACCUCAGUGGAAGUUGGGUUCAUGUUGCUUAAGCGGCUGAGGGGGAAAAGGAAGGAGCCCGAGGCUGUUAGGAAUGUUGGGAGCUGGAGUCCAAAACACCUAGAGAGAGGUCCCAAGUUUGCCAGUGCCUGGGUUAGACCAUAGGCGAUGAUUGUAUAUACUAAGGACAUUUACUGCAAUAAAAAGUCAAUGAUGAAUGUUAAUGGUCUCAACGAGGACAAAAAUGCACAAAUAUCCAAUGCUUUACUACAAGCUUGAAUUGUUCCUAUAUUCCAAUCCUCCACUUCUUGGCCCUUUUCCUAUUGUACCUUCCUUUUAUGGACCUUUGAAAUGUUCUGUACUCUUAAGUUUGAAAUGUUCUGUACUCUUAAGAAGGCUGGAUCGAGGAAUUACAUGAUUGGAUACGUCAGUGGUUCCCAACCUGUGGUCCAUACCCCACCAGUGGUCCCAAGGACUAAAAUAUGGACUGAGCCUCACUGUGACUACAUGGUUGCAAGGAGAGCGACUGGUCUCACAAAACCUUCUUCUAGUACCGAGGCAACGGGGAUGUUGGGAGAGGAGAGGCUGACAAACCACGAAUGUGUGGCACGACAACAAGCCUCCUGACUGCUGCUCCUCCUCCUCCCAUUCCAUGUGGCGCCUGGAACUUGGAGGCACCUUGGUGUCUUCCUUCUGAGGCCUGUUCCUGGGGUUAUUUGGGGUGCUGAUUCAUAAAAUUGCAUUGGAUAGACCACAUCAGCUCUGGAUUAUUAAAUAUGGUUUUCUGUGGGCGAGCAGAUGGUGACUAGUAAAGGUAAAGGUUGCCCCUGACAUUAAGUCCAGUCGUAUCCAAAUCUGGGGGUUGGUGCUCAUCUCCACUUCUAAGCCGAAGAGCCGGCGUUGUCCGUAGACACCUCCAAGGUCAUGAGGCUGGCAUGACUGCAUGGAGCACCGUUACCUUCCUGCUGGAGAGGUAGCUAUUGAUCUACUCACAUUUACAUGUUUUUGAACUACUAGUUUGGCAGAAGCUGAGGCUAACAGCGGGUGCUCAUUCUGCUCCCUGGAUUCAAUUAUGUGUACUGUAUAAUUUUUAUAUGUGUGUUUAUUGUAAGCUGCCCUGAGUCCCGUCUCGGGUGAGAAGGGCAAGAUAUACAGUAAAUGUUGUAAUAAAUAAAUAAAAUAAAUAAAUGACUGGAUGGCAUAUGCUCUGUAUCAGAAAUGAGAACUGAUGUGGUCUAUCCAAUGCAAUUUUCUGAAUCAGCACCCCAAAUAACCAGACCAAAAACUGAUUUGUCUCCCCUUUUGGUAUUAAUGUUGGAGAGUGGUCCCUGGUCAAAACAAGGUUGAGAACCACUGGUGUAUAUCAAAAUGCUCAUGUAUAUAUAUAUACUAGCUGUGCCCGGCCACACGUUGCUGUGGCUUAUGGGAGUCAUUUGUUGACCAGGUGGAAUAGUAGUGAAUAGCCUUGCAGCCUCAAAGCCUGGCCGUUUUCUUCUUAUGCAAAUCCUUGUUUGGUGAGCUGGAAUACAAUGGAAUAGGCUUGCUGUCUGGAAGGCUGGGUACUUGAGUUCUAAGGGAAUUGUUUUUUUGGCCAAUUUGAAUUGCACUGAAUAGCCUCACUGCUUCAGAGCCUGGCCACUUUCUACAUAGGGGCAUCCUUCCUUGGGCAGGUUGAAUGGGACAGAGUAGCCUUGUGGCUUCAAAACCUGAGGGUUUUCUACCUUGUGGAAUUAUUGGUUGGCCAGGUUGAAUAGCAAUUAAUAGUCUCAGUGCGACAAGUAGGAAUGCUGUAAUUAGUCACCUUGAUUAGCAUUUAAUGGCCAUGCAGCUUCAAAGCCUGGCUGCCUCCUCCCUGAGGGAAUCUUUUGUUGGGAGGUGUUAUCUGGCCCUGGUUGUUUCCUUUCUGGAAUUCCCCUGUUUUCAGAGUGUUGCUCUUUAUUUACUGUCCUGAUUUUAGAGAUUAUAUUGUUCUGUAUUAUUAUACCACAGCAAUUAUUAUAUAUUAUAUUUAUAAUCUUAUAUUAUCUUCUUAGAACUGGAUUAUAGGAGGCCCCUUCUACACGACUGUAUAAAAUCCACACUGAACUGGAUUAUAUGGCAGUGUGGACUCAAGAUAAUCCAGUUCAAAGCAGAUACUGUGGAUUAUUCCGCCUUGGCAUUCUGGGUAAUAUAGGUUUGUGGAAGGGCCUUGAGCCUACACUGCCAUAUAAUCCUGUUCAAAUCAGAUAAUCUGCAUUUUAUAGGCAGUGUGGAUGAGGCCUAACUGAACCCUGGCUGUCCCUUGGCCAAGGGCGUUGCUAGGAGACAAAGUGGGCGGGGCCUACCCAUCUAACUGGCAGCAAGGGGAAAAAACAGUUCUUCCUCGUCCUCUAAUAUGGACUUUCUAGGGUUUUUCUAGUGUUUUUUGUUUGAAACACAUGUUUUGGAUGACUAUGUCUUUUGUGGACAAAUUUAGUGUGAUUUGGUUCAGUGGUUUUGUUGUGUACUCCAUAGUAAAAUGCACAUUACAUUUUUAUAUAUAUACUAGCUUUGCCCGGCCACACGUUGCUGUGGCGAAGUAUGGUAGUAUGGGAAAUAAAGUAUUGAGGAAUUGGUGGUAGUUAAGGUAAAGGGUAAAGGUUUUCCCUGACAUUAAGCCCAUUACAAAUGGGUUAUAUAGCUGUGUGGAAGGGCCUUGAGUCUACACUGCCAUAUAAUCCAGUGCAAAUCAUAUAAUCUGUAUCUUAUAGGCAGUGUGGAAGAGGCCUAAGUGAGGCCUAACUCUGCCUCUCCCCUGGGCUGAGUGGGUUGCUAGGAGACCAAGUGGGCGGAGCUUAGCCUUCUAACUGGCAGCAAUUGGAUAAAAACAAUUAUUCCUCUCCCUCUAAUUAGGACUUUAUUUUUCUUUUCUUUUUGUUGUAUGAACGCAGAGGCAUGGAUGAGGGGUUGUGCUGCCAAGUUUAGUGUUUCUGGGAUGUGUAGUUUUGUUGUUUUGUCCUAGGCCGAAAUGUCAUUACCCUUUUAUAUAUAUAGAUAGAUAUGCACUUUGCUUUCCCUACCAAACGCCUAAACCCUUGAUUCAUUGGUCAUUUGGACUGGGGGAUUCUGGGAGAAGGAAGAGAAGAAGUGGCUCAUAUUUCUCUAGGCCCCUUCUACACUGCCAUAUAAAAUCCAGAUUAUCUGCUCUGAACUGCAUUAUAUGGCAGUGUAGACUCGUGCAACCCAGUUCGAAGCAGAUAAACUUUGAUUAUCUGGAUUAUAUGGCAGGGGCCGAGGAAGGGGCCUUGUAUUUCACUUGGAUGUGAAGUGUUUAUUGUUACAGGAAGGCUGUGACACCGGAGCAUGCCAUGGCAUUUGUAUAUAAGUACUUUCAAUUCCAGCCUUUUCCUCAUUUCAAGCCACAAUGUUACGAACAAAGACAAAAUACUGAGGCCAAACCAUUCUAUUAAUGUCAUUUACUGCCUAUUGAAACUGUAACAACUGAUAUUUUCAUAAAUACGAUGUUUGGCCAUUCCUGUUUGUAUCCUAAUAAAAUCCUCUGAUGCAGCGA
Messenger RNA from Anolis carolinensis (green anole), 6800 nucleotides. RefSeq names its product G protein-coupled receptor 139 (gene gpr139). Bases 176 to 1261 code for a protein of 361 amino acids. Gene Ontology annotation, cellular component: plasma membrane. NCBI's taxonomy places the organism in Eukaryota, Metazoa, Chordata, Lepidosauria, Squamata, Anolidae. The transcript has 2 exons. Gene Ontology annotation, molecular function: neuropeptide receptor activity. The record is from RefSeq and is a predicted model, not a curated record. Gene Ontology annotation, biological process: phospholipase C-activating G protein-coupled receptor signaling pathway.